Molecule: messenger RNA, 1584 nt
Organism: Lecanosticta acicola
Lineage: Eukaryota; Fungi; Ascomycota; Dothideomycetes; Mycosphaerellales; Mycosphaerellaceae
Source: the annotation of a GenBank genome assembly
AUGGCACUCCUCUCCCGUAUUGGAUUUCUUCUUUCGUUCUCACUAUGCUCCCAAGCUGUUGCUGGGCCUGCUUCAGAGACUCGACUUGCCAGCUCUGCUAAUGUUCAAGUCGAGACGGAUCCAGAUGGCGACCUCUGGCCUUGGAGAACAUUCAAAAGCUCGCCUCACACUCCCCCAACCUUGACAUACACGGCUGAUGGAAAACCCUUGUCUGAUGGGCACAUUUUCAUCACACCGGCGGAUAUAAAGAACCAAAAUGCGACCAAGCAAUCUGCUGGGUUUACUAUUACCACCGAAGGGGAACCGGUCUACGUUGCCAAUGUUUCGGGCAUGACAGACUUUCGGAAGCAAGACUGGAAUGGCGACCCGUAUCUCACCUACUGGAGUGGCUACAAUACCAACGGAGCCAACACUGGUCACGGCUACGGUCAAGUCACAUUCACGGAUGAUGAGUACAAGACCUUCGAUUUCGAUCCUGACCUUCACCUAAACAAGCUUGUGAACGACUCGAUAGCCAAUGGAUCAGUCGACAUACACGAACAUCAAAUCACUUCAAGAAAUACCAUCUUGAUUUCUGCAUACAACAACACACAAAUGGAUCUCACUUCUGUGAACGGUUCUGCUGAUGCAUGGAUCGUGGACGCCCUCUUUUACGAGGUGGACAUUAAGACAGAAGAGGUACUCUUCCAAUGGAAGGCAGUUGAUCAUCUGCCACUCACUGCCUCUAAGCAACCUGUGGUGAGCGUCAGUGGCAACGGAACGAAAGCUGCACCCUGGGAUUGGUUUCACAUUAACGCCGUUCAACUGGUUGGCGAGGACUAUCUAAUAUCUUCACGCCACCUCUGGACAGUCUUCCUGAUCUCUGGAAAAGACGGCAGUAUUGUCUGGUCUUUGGAAGGAGAGAACGGUGGCAGCUUUGGACAGUUACCCGAUAACGGGACCUUCAGGUGGCAGCAUUAUGCUCGAGCGCACAAUGUCACCCAGACCAGUCUUGAUCUCAGUAUGUUUGACAAUCAUAAUCAAGUGCUGGAUAAUGGCACCAUGCCCACGAGAAUGCUGGUCUAUCAUCUUGACUUGCCACCGAGUGAAGGGAGCUCUCCUCUUCUCACCAGACGCAUUGAAGUUCCAACGCACGAACUCUACGCGGACAGUCAAGGCUCCUACACCGCAGACCUUCCAAAUGGAAACCAAUUCGUCGGUUACGGCCAGCUUGCCAUCCUUCGAGAGUUCGGUCCCGGAGCAGAUGGCAGCGACUUGAGAUGGGAGGCGCAAUUUGGUGCGCUCAAUAAAGUGCAGAGCUAUCGUGCUUUCAAGCAGACUUGGAGCGCUACGCCUGCAGGCUGGGAUCCUAGUUUGGUUGUUGAAGAUGGUAAGGCGUAUGUCAGUUGGAAUGGAGCGACGGAGGUUGAGGAGUGGACCGUGUACGUCGGAAACGAUGAAGAGAUGCUGGAGUGCGCUGGGGUCGCGAGGAAGAUGGGCUUCGAAACGACGUUUGUUGUGCCGGGUAAUGGGUCUUUGCUGCAGGUCGGUGCGCGACAGUGUGGGAAUGAGGUUAGGAGGUCGAAUAUUGUGAGGCUGAAGUAA